Messenger RNA from Hibiscus syriacus, 2273 nucleotides. RefSeq names its product RNA-binding protein Musashi homolog 2-like. Gene Ontology annotation, molecular function: RNA binding. The transcript is spliced from 4 exons. Lineage: Eukaryota; Viridiplantae; Streptophyta; Magnoliopsida; Malvales; Malvaceae. Bases 388 to 1794 code for a protein of 468 amino acids. The record is from RefSeq and is a predicted model, not a curated record.
AGUUGAAGAGAACAAAGAGGAUGAAUUAACCUCCUCUAUUCUUAUUCUUAUUGUGCCUCCUUUCAGAUCUUAGUUUUUUUUGCAAGACUUGACAGUUGGGUUUCCUUUGAUUGGUGGGUUUCUUUCUUUGUUUUGAUGAAUCUGGAUUCGUGUUCUAAAUCCUUUGCUUAAAUUUCCAAUAAACUUUUACAGCUAAUAUCAGGUUUCUGAUUGAUCAUCAAUCUGGGUUUUGGUUCUUUGCCUCUUUCAUUUCUGAAUUCAAGGUGAAGCUAAAUUCUGGGUUGUUCGUUUAUUGACCGUCGAACGAUCUGUUUGUUUUAAGCUUUGAAUCGGAGAUAAUUUUUCAUCUUGUUUCGGAUUACACUUUUUGUUAGAUAAAAGAUAAAGAUGUCUGAGAAGCUAUUUAUUGGUGGAAUAUCUUGGGACACCAAUGAAGAGCGCCUCAAGGAGUAUUUCAGCAGUUUUGGUGAAGUGGUAGAGGCAGUGAUCAUGAAGGAUCGGACCACAGGACGUGCUCGAGGUUUUGGUUUCAUAGUUUUCUCCGACCCAGCCAUUGCUGAGAAAGUCGUCAAGGAGAAACACAAUAUUGAUGGCAGGAUGGUUGAGGCUAAAAAGGCAGUUCCUAGGGAUGACCAGAACAUUAUGAGUAGAAGUAAUAGUAGCAUCCAGGGUUCACCUGGUCCAGGGCGCACAAGAAAGAUUUUUGUAGGAGGUUUAGCGUCUACAGUCACAGAGAGUGACUUCAAGAAGUAUUUUGAUCAGUUUGGGAAUGUCACAGACGUUGUAGUGAUGUAUGAUCACAACACUCAAAGGCCUAGGGGUUUCGGAUUCAUCACUUAUGAUUCAGAAGAGGCAGUGGAUAAAGUGUUGCUAACGAAUUUCCAUGAACUGAAUGGUAAAAUGGUCGAGGUUAAACGAGCAGUUCCUAAAGAGCUAUUGCCUGGCCCGACUCGUAGCCCUCUUGGUGUAUAUAACUAUGGUUUGAAUAGGGCCAACAACUUUCUCAAUGGCUACACUCAGGGAUAUAAUCCUAAUAGCCUUGGAGCCUAUGGACUUAGGAUGGAUCGUAGAUUCAGUCCAGUUGCUGGUGGUCGAAGUGGGUUUCCUCCUUUUGGUUCUGAAUUUGGAAUGGGCAUGAACUUUGAGCUAGGGUUGAAUCCAAGUUUUGGGAAUGGUACACAUUUUAGUAACUAUGGACGAGGAAUGAGCCCUUAUUAUAUUGGUAAUACAAAUAGGUUUGGUAGUCCUAUUGGGUAUGAUGGAAGUAAUGUAGGUGUGGGUAAUGCUUCCUUUUUCAGCUCGGUGACCCGGAAUCUUUGGGGAAAUGGAGGGCUCAAUUAUAAUGCAAAUGCUAGUUCUGGUGCCCAUGCAGGAUCUGGAAGUGGGAGUAUAGCAGCAAGUGCCUUUGGAGAUAGUGGAAUUAAUUGGAGUUCUUCUCCAAUUUCCAGUGAAGGUGGAAGGAAUAAUGUUUCUAGCAAUAGUGUGAAUUUCGGUUAUGGAAGUGGUGAUAACAGCUUCGGGUUGGGGACUGCAGGGUAUGAGAGAAACACUGGGACUAAUGUGGUGCCAACAUCAUCAUAUGCAGCAUCAAAUGGUGGCUAUGAUGGAGCCUUUGCAGAUGCUUAUGGUGGUGCUUCAUUUUAUGGGGAUACCAAUUGGCCAUCAUCAUCUGAUCUAGAUGGUUAUGGACUUGUUCGUACCACUUCUGAUGUUCCGGGUAAAAGUUCUCCUGGUUAUGUUGGUGGUUAUAGUGUUAAUCAGGGACAAUCAACUAGAGGUGGAGAUAACUUGUGAUGCAAGCAAUCAGUGAGUUCUGCUCAUUUCCCACGUUAAUCAUUAUGUUUCAGUUUUAAGAAAGUUGGUUAUCUGUAGCUAAAUGAAGUGCCUGUUUUUGGAGCAAUACAUUCUUAGAGUUGGGUAUCAUAAGGGGUUGUGUUAAGGCUUGAGGUUUGAGUUAUGUUUUUAGGGUUCAUUUUUGGUAUUCGAGUGAGAUGUAAAAUCAGAUUCCGAGAUAUAGUCAGAAGACGUCCCAUGCAUCUCAUGCAAGGCUGGUGAUGCAUAACAAUUAUAAACUAUUUUUUCCCAUUAGAUUUUAAUUUCAGUAAUGGCUCUGGUAAAGCUGUGGGUUCUUGUCAGCUAUGUUUUCUUUUGUUUUUCCUUUUCUUCCAUUAUUUGGGCUUGUGUUUCAGCCAGAAUGUACCUGAGAGAUUCUUGUUCAUUUAUCAGUGUGAAACAUUGAAAGGGAUACCCAUCUAGGGUUCCUCCGAAUAAGA